UGAUUCUGUGAAAUUUCCACCAGGCUGUCAGAGUUUCUGCUUUUGUCAGAGUUUUAAAACAAGAACGGCGUUUAAUGGAUUGGCCGAGGAAAUGUAGGUCUGAAAUCUGAAUGUCCUUAUCUGACUGAUUGGGGUGGGUCCAUUUAAGAAUGUGUUGAAGUUGAUUUACUAGUGAGCAAUGUAAAAAAAAAAAUUGUGGGGCCUCAAGUGCUCCUUGCGCAGAGGACGACCGCGGCCCCCGCAGAGGUGGAAGUCAACGAGGCGGGUUGACGCUCAAUGGAACGAGUGCAAAGACGAAAGGAAAAGUGAAAAAUAGAAAAACCCCGUUGCGCUCGCUCGAGUGCAGACAUUUGAACAAGGUUUAGAAACAAGCGUAACUGGUUCGGUGCGAUAAACACUUCUGGAGUGGACUUGGUCGAACUGUGAAAGCAUCGGAGACUCGAGCCCAAAAACAAGAGAGACGCAAAAGAAAUGGUGAAUGGGAAGAACCGCCUGCAGCAGGCCCAAGGGGACGUGGAGGAGGUCACGGUCAUCAUGGUGGACAACUUCAAAAAGGCUCAAGAGAGAGAUUUCAAACUGGGCGAACUGGAGGACAGGUCUGAUGAGCUGUACGAACAGAGUAAAGCCUUUGAAAAGACCACUGCCAAGCUGAAGCAAAAGAAAAGAUGGGAGAGCAAGAAGAUAAAAGUGGUGUCCAUCGGCGUUGGCGUGGUGGCAGCAAUCAUCAUUUUCGGAUUGAUAAUCUUUGCCAUUGUGUAUAGCACACGAGCACAGUAGCUGCUCUGAUGUUGAAAAUUAAACACAUUUUUGUGGAGUGGACAAAAAAAGAAGACGAUUGCAAACUUUGCGACUCCAGCAUCUCGCCUCAACUGCUCGACCUGUGUUAUUUCUGUUUUUAAAGAUAUUUAUGGUUUCGUUCGCACUCUUUUUUUGUCUUCAGUUAAAAUGGUACCAAUAAUUGCUCAGCUACUUGGCUGCUUUUUUCAUUACGUUAUCAGGGGUCAUGUCCCUGUAGGGCCCACAGGGGGAGAACACAUAUAUCCUUGACCUAAAAAAAGUGCUAAAUAGUUUUAACCAAACAUGGUAAGGCUGCUACUUUUAUAAUUGUAUGUUGUACAUUGUCAGAAAUACUAGAUGUUUUUUUUGAUUAGCAGUUUUUAUUUGUGGUAACGUAGGUGUGUUUUGACAAAAGGUGAUGCUCUGAGUGCCUCAUUCACACGCUCCUCCGUCUUUCUCUGUAGUGUUUACUAUUGAAGAGG
Pungitius pungitius (ninespine stickleback) is the source of this 1259-nucleotide messenger RNA. Its product is annotated as vesicle-associated membrane protein 5-like. Gene Ontology annotation, cellular component: plasma membrane. Gene Ontology annotation, biological process: Golgi to plasma membrane protein transport. The record is from RefSeq and is a predicted model, not a curated record. The transcript has 3 exons. The coding region runs from base 472 to 777 and encodes 101 amino acids. Lineage: Eukaryota; Metazoa; Chordata; Actinopteri; Perciformes; Gasterosteidae.